Molecule: messenger RNA, 798 nt
Organism: Mytilus trossulus (common blue mussel)
Lineage: Eukaryota; Metazoa; Mollusca; Bivalvia; Mytilida; Mytilidae
Product: pancreas transcription factor 1 subunit alpha-like
Exons: 2
Coding region: 44-682 (212 amino acids)
Biological process (GO): regulation of transcription by RNA polymerase II; developmental process
Molecular function (GO): DNA-binding transcription factor activity, RNA polymerase II-specific; protein dimerization activity; RNA polymerase II transcription regulatory region sequence-specific DNA binding
Source: RefSeq, a predicted model, not a curated record
UUUAAGAAGGUUAAUUACUCAAUACUUAAGAAAAUUAUUGGACAUGGAAAGUCUAGAUUUUGGGAGAAAUAUUGAAAUAUUUAGAACUGAUUUUCCGGUUUCUCCUUACUCAUCAUUUAGUGAAAGUUUAUCACCUAUUUCAUCUGAUUAUUCUUCAUGUAAUGAAAAUGACUAUCAUAAAUGUAUCAAACGAAGGAAGACUAAGUAUGGUCACAUUCAAACUUACCAACGGGAAGCCGCCAAUUUACGAGAAAGACGCAGAAUGCAGUCAAUAAAUGAUGCAUUUGAAGGACUUCGGGAACAUAUACCAACAUUACCAUACGAGAAAAGACUUUCCAAAGUUGACACUUUAAAAUUAGCAAUAGGUUACAUUGGCUUCCUAGCAGAACUUAUAAAGUCAGAUAUAGAAAACGGUGAUAGUGUCUCAUCAACAUCAGAUGACAGUACCAGAAAAGUUAUAAUUCAUUACCAUACUGGCUUGUUUGCAGACGACAACUCGAUAUAUGGUGGACCACCUUUAGCUGGACAUUCGUUAUCUUGGAAAGAUGAAAAGAAACCGCAACUUGGACCAAAUAAAACGUUCUAUGCUAAAAUUUGGACACCUGAAAAUCCCUCGGAAUGUAAGACUAUUGGCAGUGAUGAAGAUAUUACACAUAAAGUAGAUUCGACUGUAAAAAUCUAGAUUCGAUUUGAUUUUCUAUGUGUACUUUGUAUGUUUACUACUUUAUCGUAAACAGAGGGUUUGGUGCAUAAUCUUGAAUCUAUAUGUUCCAUUCAAUGUAGGAUCAGAGACCAACG